This is a messenger RNA of Eimeria maxima, 2934 nucleotides long. RefSeq lists its product as hypothetical. The record is from RefSeq and is a predicted model, not a curated record. The transcript has 3 exons. NCBI's taxonomy places the organism in Eukaryota, Apicomplexa, Conoidasida, Eucoccidiorida, Eimeriidae. The coding region runs from base 1 to 2934 and encodes 977 amino acids.
AUGGGGCAGAGCGAGAGUACUCCUCAAGAUGCCCCUUCUGUGGAGACAAAAGCAAAAACUGCACCUCGUACUGUGCUGCUGUUUGUUACUGCUGCAGCAGCACGAGCAGCAGCAGCAGGAAAACCAGCAGCAGGAGCAGCAAGUCAUAAGAAGAGAGGAUCUACAGCCUCUGCAGGCACUGCAUCAACAGUAGAAGGUGGAGGACCAUCAGACGAGUCUCCUGCUGCAGCUGCUGCUGCACCUGCUGCUGCAGCUGCUGCUGCUCCUGCUGCUGCUGCUGAUGCUGAGGGUGCCACUGUGGACGAUGUAAAGCUGCAUGCAGAAGCAAGAAAGAUGGGGAGCGGGCAGCAACAACAGCAGCAGCAGCAACAGGCCAAGGCAGCGCAGCAGCAGCAGCGCCCUAAGGCAGCACAACAGCAGCAACGCCCUAAGGCAGCACAACAGCAGCAACGCCCUAAGGCAGCACAGCAGCAGCAGCAGCCUAAGGCAGCACCGCAGCAACAGCAGCAGCCUAAGGCAGCACCGCAGCAACAGCAGCAGCCUAAGGCAGCACCGCAGCAGCAGCCUAAGGCAGCACCGCAGCAGCAAUUGGAGCACCCUAAGACAGAAGAGCAGCAGCAAAAGCCAGAAGAGCAGCAGCAGCAGGAGCAGCAGCCGUUGGAGGAGACUAAGCCAACAGAGCAGCAGCAGCAGGAGCCUGAGGCAGCACCGCAGCAGCAGCAGCCUAAGCCAGCAGAGGAGCAACAGCAGCAGCAGCAGCAGCCUAAGGCAGCAGAGCAGCAGCUGCCGCGCAAGCCGUCACGGCAGCAGCAGCCUAAGGCAGCACAAAAGCAACAGCAGCAGUCGGAGGAACCUAUGUCGACAGAGCAGCAGCAGCAGCAGCAGCAUAAGCCAGAGCAGCAGCAGCAGCAGCAGAAGUUGGAGGAGGAGGCUAAGCCAACAGAGCAGCAAGAGCAGCAGAAGCCAGAGCAGCAGCAGAAGCAGCAGUUGGAGGAGGAGGCUAAACCAACAGAGCAACAGCAGCAGCAGAAACCAGAGCAGCAGCAGCAGCAGCAGAAGUUGGAGGAGGAGGCUAGGCCAACAGAACAACAGCAGGAGGAGCAGCAGCAGCCCAAAGCAGGGGAGACUGCGCCAACAGAGCAGCAGCAGCAUGAAGCAGCAGAGCAGCAGCAGCAUGAAGCAGCAGAGCAGCAGCAGCAGCAGCAGCAGCAGAAAUUGGAGCAGCCUGAAACGCCUGAGCAGCAGCAGCAGCAGCAGCAGCAGGAGCAGCAGCAGCAGCAAGAAGAGCAGCAAGAGAAGCACCAUCAUCAUCAUCAUCAUCAUCAUGAGCAACAUCAGCAUCAUCAUCAUCAUCAUGAACAGGAGCAGCAGGAGCAGCAGGAGCAGCAGGAGCAGCAGGAGCAGCAGGAGCAGCAGGAGCAGCAUGAGCAGCAUGAGCAGCAGCAGCAGCAGCAGGAGCAGGAGGAGGGGGAGGAAGAAGAGGGUACAUUUGCUUCUUAUAUGACUUAUGGAUUAACAGGACUAAGAAGAUUAUUUACAGGGGAAGUCUUCUUCUCCCCUACAUAUACACAAGAAGAAGAAAAAAAAAAAGAAAAAGAAGAAAAAAAAGAAAAGGAAGAAGAAAAAGAAAAAGAAGAAAAAGAAGAAAAAGAAAAAGAAAAAGAAAAAGAAGAAAAAGAAGAAAAGGAAGAAAAAGAAAAAGAAGAAAAGGAAAAAGAAGAAAAAGAAAAGGAAAAAGAAAAAGAAGAAAAAGAAAAAGAGGGAGCCCAGGAGGAAGCAGCAGCAGCAGCAGCAGCAGCAGCAGAAGCAGAAGCAGGCAAUGAGGAGCAAGGGGCCCCUGAAGGAGAGGAAGGGGAGGCCCCUAUAGAAGAAAUAGAGGGGCCCCCCACGGUAGAGGAGCCCCCUGAUGAAGGGGAGGGGAACCCCCAGGUAGAGGAGCCCCCUGAUGAGGAGGAGGAGUGGGGCCCCCAGGAAGAGGACCCUAAGGAAGAGGGGCCCCCUGAAGGGGACGACGGGGGCCCCCAGGUAGAGGAGAUCGAUGAAAAAGAAGAAGAAAAAGAGGAGGGCCUCGAGGUAGAGGAGAUCGUUGAUGCAGGAGAGGGGGGCCCCCAAGAAGAGGAGGCCCCUAAGGGAGCAGAGGGGGGCCCCCAAAAGGGAGAAGAGGGGGGCCCCCAGGAAGAGGAGGCCCCUAAAGUAGCAUCGGAGGAGGUCGUCACUACAGAGGAAGGGGCCCCUAAGGAAGAAGAAGGGGCCCCUAAGGAAGGGGAAGGGGCCCCUAAGGAAGAGGAAGGGGGCCCUAAGGAAGAAGAAGGGGGCCCUAAGGAAGAGGAAGGGGCCCCUAAGGAGGAGAGCACAGAGAGUAAAGAUAAUAAGAAGGGCAUAAAAGGAAAAGAGGGUACAGAGGGGCCCCUAUUAAAGAAAGGGUCCUCGGGGGCCCUAAGCCCUAAACGUAGCAGCAGGACGCGGGCCCCCGCAGCAGAAAGCAGCGGCGGGGGGGGCCCCCUAAAUAGUACCCAUGCAGCAGCAAAGAACAACACGACACAAACCCCAAGGGCAAAGGCUGCUGCAGGGGGCCCCCAAGCAGCAGCAGCAGCAGGAAGCCCCCAGCAGGGACAGGGGCCCAACCGUAUAAGGAGGGCUCCCUCAGGACCUGGGGCCCCAAAGGGGGGCCCCAAGGGGGCCCCAAUGAGGGCCCGCAGUACCUCUUCCCCUACAGCAAAGAAAUCCAUAGAAGGAAAGGUACAGGCAUCAACAGAGAGAGGAGGAAGAGGAGAAGAAGAAAAAGAAGAAGAAAAAGGAAGAAAAGAAGAAAUAAAAGAAGAAGAAGGAAGAAAAGAAGAAGAAAAAAAGGAAGAAAAAAAAGAAGGAAUAAAGAAAGGGGCAAUGGCAACAGCUAAGACAAACAUAAGGAGUAAAUCUAAUAGAUGGAGAUAA